This is a messenger RNA of Uncinocarpus reesii 1704, 1329 nucleotides long. RefSeq lists its product as uncharacterized. The record is from RefSeq and is a predicted model, not a curated record. The transcript has 2 exons. Gene Ontology annotation, molecular function: phosphatidylinositol transfer activity. Gene Ontology annotation, biological process: Golgi to plasma membrane protein transport; regulation of exocytosis. Bases 1 to 1329 code for a protein of 442 amino acids. Gene Ontology annotation, cellular component: plasma membrane; cytosol; cortical endoplasmic reticulum. NCBI's taxonomy places the organism in Eukaryota, Fungi, Ascomycota, Eurotiomycetes, Onygenales, Onygenaceae.
AUGGAGAAACAACAAGAGCAACCAACCCAAACUUUGCCAGUGGCCUCUGAACAGCCUGCUAAAAAGGCAGUUGACGUGCCUCAGGAUGCUACCACUGCUGCAGCCCCCGCUGAAGGCUCCCAGACAGUUGAAAAACUGACUGACGCUUCCACCAAGGAGGAGUCUCAGGAGACUACUGUUUCCCCACCUGCUGCUGAAACUACGGAUAAGGAAAAGUCCCAUACUGCUGAAGAGGUGAAGGAUGGAGCCGGCGUUGAUGCUGACGCUGACGCUCACGCUCAAGUGGCGGAUGCUACAAAAGAGCCUGCUGAUGCGCGCCCUGCUUAUCUCGUUGAUAACCCGGCAUUAUCUCAAUUUUUCGAUCGCCUCGCCCCAGCCAUCGAGACUACCGGCCACAAUGAAAUGUGGGGUGUUACCCUUAAGGAUGCCCAUGACCCACCUACCGCCAAUAUUAUGAUCAAAUUUCUUCGAGCAAACGAAGGAAAUGUUAAACUUGCCGAAGAACAACUCGUUAAAGCUCUUGAAUGGCGCAAGAAGAUGAAGCCUCUUGCAUUGACGGACAAUACUACGUUUCCUACGAGCAAAUUUGGAGGCUUGGGUUAUAUCACGACUCACCAUGAUGCCAAUAGCGGGAAAGAUGUGGUUUUUACCUGGAACAUUUAUGGCUCCGUGAAGGACGUCGACGUGACUUUUGGCAACCUUGAGGAGUUCAUUAACUGGCGUGUUGCAUUGAUGGAAUUGGCUAUUCGUGAACUCCGCCUGGGAGAUGCUACUUCCGUCAUGGAUUAUAACGGCGAGGACCCAUACCAGAUGAUCCAAGUUCACGACUACCAAAAUGUCAGCUUUCUUCGAAUGAAUCCAAAUAUCCGCGCCGCAUCUCGCCAGACCAUUGAAGUUUUCAGUAUGGCCUACCCGGAGCUUCUAAAAGAAAAAUAUUUUGUCAAUGUCCCCGUUGUGAUGGGAUGGGUGUUCACUGCUCUUAAAGUCUUCCUUAGCAAAAAUACCAUUCGAAAGUUCCAUCCGAUUACCAAUGGCCUUAAUCUAUCCCGCGAAUUUAGCACGUUUGGCGAAGAGAUUCCCAAGACAUACGGUGGAAAAGGGGCUCCUCUAUCUGAGACCGGCCGGACUGUCGCACUCCAGGACGAUAUUGCUGCUGAGGUACCUGCAAACGCCGCAAAGGACAAUGGGGAUGGCGCUCAAGCUCCGCCGAAACCAGAGCCGACCCCUGCGGACAUUACAAAGGAACCUGCCCAAGACAACAAACAACAGGACAGCACUGUCACUGUUGAGAUUCCAACUGACGCUCCUGCCAAUGUACGCCAGAAUUGA